This is a messenger RNA of Clunio marinus, 3682 nucleotides long. The record is from the annotation of a GenBank genome assembly. Lineage: Eukaryota; Metazoa; Arthropoda; Insecta; Diptera; Chironomidae.
CAGUAAAGGCUUUAAAAAAUAUAAACUUGUUCAAUCAGGAUUGUAAACAAUCAACUUAGUCAGGUUAUUAAACGACAUUAAUUGACUGUUGUGUUGAGAGAAAAAGAAAUAAAAAAUGGAAGUACAACAGUUAGAAUUGUUUUGCAAACAAUUUUAUGAGUGCACCGAUCCAUUGCAUCGAACAAAAGCUGAGAAAAUUCUCUUUGACUUCCUUGACGAUCCCGAUGCACUCGCUAAAUGUCAAAUGCUUCUGGAUCGAGGUGAUUCACCUUACUCACAGCUUCUUGCAGCGACCACACUUACAAAAUUAGUAUCAAGAAAUGUUCAAGGUUUGAGCUUACAACAAAGAGUUGAUAUUAGAAAUUAUAUUUUGAAUUAUCUUGCGACGAGACUCAACCUUCAAUCCUAUGUUUCGCAAGCACUCAUCGCUCUUUUAGCAAAGAUAACAAAAUACGGCUGGUUUGAUUCCUACAAAGACGAACUCAUAUUUCGAAAGAUUGAUUUGGAUGUGAAAGAAUUUCUGAAAGGGAGCGUCGAACAUUGUAUGAUUGGCGUCAAAAUUCUAUCACAAUUAACAAGCGAGAUGAAUCAAAUCGCGGACAUAGAUGUCAAUUUAUCCUUCACACGUCACAGGAAGAUCGCUUGCUCGUUUCGCGACACUCAACUCUUCGACAUUUUCUUGCUUUCAUGUGAAUUGUUGGCAAGAGCAAGAGACAACAGUAACAGCUUAAAUUUAGUAGAUGAGACACAACAAGGAUUGAUUACGGAUUUACUUCAAUUAGCAACCAAUUGUUUGAGUUUUGAUUUCAUUGGGACGUCAGCUGAUGAAUCGACAGACGACAUGACGACAGUACAAGUGCCAACAAAUUGGCGCUCAGCGCUUCUCGAGCUUGAUUCAUUGAAACUUUUCUUCGAUCUCUAUCAAAUAUUGCCACCAUGCAUCUCAAGUUUAGCUCUGACGUGUCUUGUUCAAAUAACGUCAAUACGACGAUCAUUAUUUAGUAACAGUGAACGCAUUAAGUUUCUAAAUUGUUUGGUCGCUGGUGCUGUUGAGAUUUUAAAAACGUCACACGGUUUAAGUGAACCACAAAAUUAUCACGAAUUCUGUCGACUAUUAGCGCGUUUAAAAUCAAAUUACCAACUUGGGGAACUCGUUGUGGUCGAUAAUUAUGCUGAAGCAAUUCAACUCAUUGCGAAGUUUACCGUGCAGUCGCUGCAAAUGUGGUCGUUUGCUCCUAACAGUGUUCAUUAUUUGAUGUCGUUAUGGCAACGAAUGGUGACAUCAGUGCCGUAUGUUAAAGCACCUGAGCCUCAUUAUCUCAACUCCUACACACCCGAAGUUGUUAAAGCUUACAUCACAUCACGUCUUGAUUCAGUGACGCCGAUUAUACGUGACGGUCUCGAUGAUCCACUCGAUGACUUAGGAAUGGUGUUGCAACAACUCGAACAAUUAUCGACAAUCGAACGAUGUGAAUAUGAAAAAACCUGCGCUUUGAUUUUCAAUCUCUUUGAUCAGACUGCUGCUAAAUAUCAGGAGAUUAUUUCGAUGCCAACAGCAAGUACCAUUGAAAUACAAAUUGUUAACAAUCAAUUAACGUGGUUGGUUUAUGUGAUUGGGUCGUGUAUUGGUGGGCGCGUUUGUUCAACAGCAACAGACGAACAUGAUGCGUUAGAUGGUGAUUUGAUAAUAAGAGUUCUUCAGCUAAUGAGUCUCACCGAUUCACGAUUGCCGCAAGGUGGAUUCGAAAAGAUGGAAAUCGCUUACAUGAACUUCCUUGAAAUGAUACGAAAAAUCUACAUAAACGAACACACACAAAAGCUGAAAGUUUAUAAAAGAUUGUCGGAAGUGUUGGGUGUUGAUGAUGAGUCGAUGAUGUUAUUGGGAAUGAUAAGUCGAAAGAUUAUAACAAAUUUGAAAUUUUGGGGAAAUUCAGAACAAAUUAUUCGUAAAACUCUCAAUUUACUUAACGAUUUAACACUCACGUACAGCUUAAUUCGUCGUCUUGUAAAGUUGGAAGAGAUUCAAUUUAUGUUAGCAAAUCACACGAGCGAAUAUUUUUCAUUUCUUGGAUCUGGUAACAUGGCAAAUACAAGAAAUCGAAGCAUCUUUUAUACAUGUUUAGGACGUUUAUUAAUUCUGGAUCUGAAUGAAGAUAUUGGAAGUUUUGAGACUUUUAUGAUGCCAUUGACAAAUGCUUUCGAUUCCAUCGGUCGUGUGAUGAUGAACAGCAUCGAUCCAGGUGAACAAGUAAAAAAUGCUUUGAUUGGACUUGCAAGAGAUAUUCGUGGAUUGGCUUACAGCUUUAAUCAAAAAACACCAUACAUGAUGUUCUUCGAUUGGAUUUAUCCAACAUAUUCUCCAAUUCUCAUUCGUGCUGUUGAGAUUUGGGCACACGAUCCAUCCGUUACCACGCCAGUGUUGAAAUUCUUUGGUGAACUUGUACAGAAUCGUUCGCAACGUCUGGUGUUUGAUGUGUCUAGUCCAAACGGGUAUUUAUUGUUUCGUGAAACAUCGAAGCUCAUCUGCUGUUACGGGAGUCGGAUCCUAACGAUUGACGUUCCAAAAGAUCAAAUGUAUCAGAUGCGCUUCAAGGGAAUUUCAGUUUCAUUUCUUAUGUUGAAGUCGAUCCUAUGCGGAAAUUAUGUAAACUUAGGCGUCUUUAAGCUUUAUGGUGAUAAUGCAUUUGAUUCGGUGAUGAAUACAGCUGCAAAGUUGAUCUUGUCCAUUCCACAUAAGGAUUUGUUGGAAUAUCCAAAACUCAGCACAGCUUAUUACAUUCUUCUCGAAUGUUUGGCUCAGGAUCACAUUAAAUUCUUGUCAACGUUGGAACCAACAGUUUUUCUUUACAUUCUUGAAAGCAUUUCCGAAGGAUUGAAAGCACUUGACUUGAUGAUAAUUUCCGGUUGUUGUGUGACAUUAGAUAACAUCCUUUCCUACAUUUUUAAACAGAAAACGGAAGCUUCAUUCCCAACAAAAAAGUUACGUCAAGUUGCUGAGACUGAAUCGAAUAUGUUUUUGGAAGUCACCGAAAGACAUCCUGAGAUUCUACAGCGUAUUUUAUCGACUCUUUUAAAUGUUGUGAUGUUUGAAGACUGUAAGAAUCAGUGGUCAAUGUCACGUCCACUUUUUGUCUUAAUUCUUCUUUAUGAAGAUUAUUUCAGACAACUUCGUGAUAACAUUAUCCGUUCACAACCAUUAGAUAAACAACAACAAAUGACGUCACUUUUUGAGAUGCUUAUGGAAGGGGUUGAACGUAAUUUAUUAACUCGAAGCAGAGACAGAUUCACACAAAAUCUUAGCUUGUUCCGAAGAGAUAUUAACGACUCACUGAAAACAGCAAAUGUCAACAUGAAUGACAUGAUUGUGUCGUAGUUACUCAACGAAGGAUAUAAUUUGUCGUUAGCAUUUUGAUGUUUAAGCCAAUCAUCACGAAAAAAAAGAGAAAAAAGUUAGAAAGAAGCAAUUCUGAAAUUACAUAGAAGAAAAAAGAAUGAAAUCGGGUUCAGAGAACGCUUUAAAGUAACGUGAAAUAAAUUCUAAGCUUAAUUUUGUCUUUUUUUAAUUUGUACAAUUCAUGGAUAAAUUUUAAUACAAAAAAAAGGAGAAAAUUUUUAAAUAAAAACAAUGCUGAUUGAAAAAAUGUAUAUAAAUAAAUAAAUAAAUGAGAAUAUCCUAAUUCAA